Strongyloides ratti is the source of this 1014-nucleotide messenger RNA. RefSeq lists its product as hypothetical. Gene Ontology annotation, cellular component: endoplasmic reticulum membrane. Gene Ontology annotation, molecular function: serine-type peptidase activity; phosphatidylcholine lysophospholipase A1 activity; monoacylglycerol lipase activity. The coding region runs from base 1 to 1014 and encodes 337 amino acids. The record is from RefSeq and is a predicted model, not a curated record. Gene Ontology annotation, biological process: phosphatidylserine catabolic process; proteolysis; monoacylglycerol catabolic process. The transcript has a single exon. NCBI's taxonomy places the organism in Eukaryota, Metazoa, Nematoda, Chromadorea, Rhabditida, Strongyloididae.
AUGAAAAUAUCAAUAUUAUUACGUAACAUAUCAAAAUAUAUUUUAUUUCCUUUAGCAUUAUAUAUAUCAUUUCCAGUACUUUUUAAAUAUGGUGGAAAAUAUUCACAAAAAUUAAUAUAUCUUACACAAUUACAAAUUCCAUCUAAUAUAAAAAGUCCAAAAAAAAAUGGUAUUAUUGGAAAAUCUAAAAAUAUAUAUAUAAAAGAUGAAAAUUUGAAUAAUAUUGGUGUAUAUUAUAUUCAAGCUUAUUCAGAUUCUAUUUCACAUAAUAAUAAUAAUUACAUUGAUAACACAGAUAUUUUAAAAAGUGAUAAAAUUUUUGUAUUAUAUUUUCAUGGAUCUAAAGGUACUCGAGCAAGUAAAUCAAGAACAAAUCUUUAUAAUAUAUUGUCACAAGAAUUAGAUUAUAAUAUUCUUACUUUAGAUUAUUCUGGCUUCGCUGAUUCUGAAGGUGAAGCUAAUAUGGAAAAUAUUAUAAAUUCAUCAAAAGCUUUAAUUAAUUUUGCUGAAACAAAUUUAUCAAAUAAUUAUAUUGUAUGGGGUCAUUCAUUAGGUGGUGGAAUUUUACUAGAAACAUUAGCAAAAAAUUCAUUUAAUUAUAAACAUCUUUUAGGAAUUGUAUUAGAAUCAACAUUUACAUCAUUAAAGGAUAGUUUAUAUUAUCAUCCAUAUACAUUACUUUAUAAUUGGAGUAAUAAAAUUAUGGAAACAUUUAUUAUAAAUCCUUUAAAUAAACAUGGAGUUAUUUUGAAUAAUAAAUGUAAUAUUUCUAAAAUAAAUGUUCCUAUAUUAAUUUUACAUGCUAUUGAUGAUAAUAAAGUUCCAAUUCAACUAGGACAACAAUUAUAUGAGGAAGCAAUACUUAAAGGAAAAACUGUUGAUAUGAUUGUAUAUGAUAAAGAUCAAAAAUUAGGACAUUCAGAAAUAUAUCGAGCAAAUUCUUUUAAAAACGAUAUCAAUAAAUAUAUUAAUAAUUGUAUUAGUUUUGGUGAAAAAAAAAUAGAAAAAAUUUAA